Molecule: messenger RNA, 5755 nt
Organism: Hemibagrus wyckioides
Lineage: Eukaryota; Metazoa; Chordata; Actinopteri; Siluriformes; Bagridae
Gene: pbrm1l
Product: polybromo 1, like
Exons: 30
Coding region: 175-5145 (1656 amino acids)
Biological process (GO): chromatin remodeling
Cellular component (GO): RSC-type complex
Molecular function (GO): protein binding; chromatin binding
Source: RefSeq, a predicted model, not a curated record
GAUUGGUGGACUCUGUAACACGAGCUCCUACAGGAAAGUUGCAACACAACAGACAAGAGAGUUAAAUAAUACGUGAAAGACUAACGUGGGUGUUAGUCUUAGUUUGAUAGUUAAUAUUUGUUCCGGCUUGGCUUGAAGUACAGCCUGUAUCCUCAGCUAACCGGUACUAUUUCUAUGGGCUCCAAGAGACGACGCAUCGCUUCUCCCUCCAGCAGUGUGAGUGGAGAGUUUGAGGAUGCUGCUUCAUCAACUCCAGCCAGUAGCUGGAAAAGGAGGAGGACUUCUAAUGCCACUGCUGUUGAUCAAAUUGCUGUUUGCAGUGAACUGUACAAUACUAUCAGGGACUACAAAGAUGAGCAAGGGAGGCAGAUCUGUGAGCUCUUUGUUCGUGCUCCGAAAAGAAGGAAUCAGCCGGAUUAUUAUGAGGUGGUGAGCCAGCCCAUUGACAUGAUGAAGAUCCAACAGAAGCUCAGGACUGAAGAGUACCAAGAUGCAGAGCACUUCUCUGAAGAUUUUAAGCUACUUAUAAACAAUGCCAAAGCUUACUAUUCGACUGAUAGUCCAGAGUACAGGGCUGCCUGUAAGUUGUGGGAUCUGUUUCUAGCCACAAAGAGUAGCCUUCUUCGUGGAGAUGUCGAGGAUGAUGAGGAAGAAGAGGAAAGUGAAGAUGCUGACAACCCAGGAGUCUCCACAGAGGAGGAGAUGUCACCCAACUAUAUGAAAGGGGUCCUAGAGCAGCUGUUGGAGUCUCUUGUAUCUUAUACUGACUCUUCAGGGAGAUUAGUUAGUGAACUUUUCCAGAAGCUGCCCUCUAAACUGCAAUACCCAGACUACUAUGCCAUAAUCAAAGAGCCAAUAGAUUUCCGAACCAUUGCUCAGAGGAUACAGAUGGGGCAUUACAAAUCCAUCAGUGCCAUGGCCAAGGAUAUUGAUCUUUUGACCAAAAAUGCCAAAGUCUACAAUGAACCUGGAUCACAAGUUUAUAAGGAUGCAAACACAAUCAAGAAGGCCUUUAUUCAGAGAAGGACUGAACUUGAGCAGGCAGAACCAACAAAAUCCAGCCUCCGCAUUAGGAAUCGGAGGUCAGCUCAGGGUGCUAUUACCAUGUCUCUGCAGCCUGGCUCAGAGAGCGAUGAAGACUCCAUUCUGUCAGGCUCUGUGCGGUAUGAUGCUGGGGAGGCAGAGUCUGAAAGUGGGCACACUCGACUAUCUACUGGUGACCCUAUCUUCCAGCUGUAUCAAGCUGUCAGAGGGGCCCGUAACACUCAGGGUCAGCUCCUUGCUGAGCCGUUCCUUCAGUUACCUUCACGCAGAGAGUACCCUGAUUACUACCAGCAGAUCAAACACCCCAUUUCUCUCCAACAAAUUAGAGAAAAAAUGCGAAGUGGCGAGUAUGAGGGAGUCGAGCAGAUGGAAUCAGACCUUAAUUCUAUGUUUGAGAAUGCUAAACGCUACAACGUCCCCAAUUCAGCCAUUUACAAGCGUGCUCAGAAAUUACAGCAAAUAAUGCAGUUAAAAAGGAGAGAACUACUUCGAGAUGAUGAUGAGGGUGACAGUUUGUUGUCCACCAUGACCCCUGACACCGGAAGCACCAAGAGAAAAAGUCAUAAGAAGAACACAAAGAAAAACAGAAUGAAAGCAUUGUAUGCAGCAGUGACAGAGGCACGAGAGGCAGGUACAGGUCGGCGCCUCUGUGACCUCUUCAUGGUGAAGCCGUCAAAGAAGGACUAUCCCGAUUACUACCAGGUUAUCUUGGAGCCCAUGGACCUUCGCACCAUUGAGAGCAAUAUUCGCAGUGAGCGCUAUGUCAGCGAGGAGGCUCUCAUGAAUGACAUGAAGCUCAUGUUCCGCAACGCUCGCCAUUACAACGAGGAAGGCUCUCAGGUUUACAAUGAUUCAGACAUUCUGGAAAAAAUUGUAAAGGAAAAACAGAAGGAACUUGGACCUUUACCUGAGGAGGAUGAUGUUGGCUCACCCAAACUCAAACUAAGGAGGAGUGGGGGUGCUGCAUCUCCCAAGAAGUCUCGUUCUCAGACGUCUCUGCAGCAGAAACUGGGCGAGCUCUAUGAAGCUGUCCGCACUUUCACGGACAGUCGUGGACGCCGCCUGAGCACGGUGUUUCUGCGUCUGCCAUCACGCUCUGAGCUGCCUGAUUACUACGCUGCCAUCAAACGCCCUAUUGAUAUGGAGCGUGUGCGCAGCUACAUGAUCCAGGGUCGCUAUCAGGACAUUGAGUCAAUGGCUGAGGAUUUCAUACUUAUGUUUAACAACGCCUGUACAUACAAUGAGCCUGAGUCGCUCAUCUACCGCGAUGCACUGAUGCUCCAUAGAGCCUUCCUUGAUGCGCGCCGCAGCAUGGAGAAGGAGGAAGAGGAGGGAGAAGAAAGAGCUGGAUCUCAAGUGGCCGUAGCACCACUGGUUUGUGAGCUCAUUCGGAACCUCUUUGUGUCAGUGAUGGGCCAUCAAGAUGACGAGGGCCGCUGCUACAGUGACUCGCUUGCAGAGGUGCCCGCUGUGGAUCCAACAGACUCAGAGGAACCACCUCUUAACUUGGAGAUAAUCCGCAACAACAUAGAGCGUGGACGCUAUCGGAGGCUGGAUGUGUUUCAGGAGCAUUUCUUUGAGGUGCUGGAGAAAGCCCGCCGCCUUAACAGAACGGAUUCUGAAAUCUUUGAGGACUCAAUUGAGCUGCAGCAGUUCUUCUUGAAGAUCCGAGAUGAGCUAUGCAAGAAUGGUGAGAUCCUUCUCUCUCCAGCACUGAGCUACACAUCCAGGCACCUGCAUUCAGAUGUGGAGCAGGAGAAGAGAGAAAAACUGCCUCAGGAAAUGGAGGAAGAUCGACUCAAAAUUGAGGAAGACAAGAAAGAGGAAAAGACAGAGGGUGCUACAGAUGGACAGUGGUCAUCCAGCCUUCAGAACACCUAUAGUCAAGACUGCAGCUUUGAGAACAGCACCUACAGUGUAGGAGACUAUGUGUAUGUGCAGCCAUCUGAAGCCAACUUGCAGCCCCACAUUGUAAGCAUCGAGAAACUAUGGAAGGAUGAGGCUGGGGAGCAGUGGCUGUAUGGCUGCUGGUUUUAUCGACCAGGUGAGACCUUCCACCUGGCUACACGCAAGUUCCUGGAAAAGGAAGUAUUCAAGAGUGACUAUUACAAUAAAGUUCCAUUCAGUAAGAUACUGGGGAAGUGUAUGGUGCUAUUUGUUAAGGAUUAUUUCAAACUCCAGCCUGAGGGCUUCAAGCCUGAGGACGUCUAUGUUUGUGAGUCUCGUUACACAACCCGGACCAAGGCCUUCAAGAAGAUCAAAUUGUGGACUACGCCUCCAAGCUCGGUGAAAUUAAUCACUCGUGAUGUGCUGUUACCUGUAGUCAGAGUUGUGUCCAUGUUUGUCAGUGCUGUAAAUCGUGACCAGGACAAGAUGGCAGACUCUGCUGAUGAUCAUGGUACCUUUAUUGAGAAAGAGAGAGAGGCUGUUCCUGUAGAGGUGGCUAAUGGUGAACCUGGAUGUCAGUACUAUGAACAACUAUGCUACAAUAACAUGUGGCUGAAAGUGGGUGAUUGUGUCUACAUUCGAUCACAUGGAUUGACUCGUCCACGAAUUGGCAGGAUUGAGAAGAUGUGGGAGCAGGAUGGAGUUCCUUUCUUUUUUGGGCCAAUGUUCAUCCACCCUGAGGAGACAGAACAUGAGCCCACAAGGAUGUUUUACCAGCGUGAAGUGUUCCUGAGCAACCUGGAGGAGACCUCCCCCAUGAUGUGCAUUUUAGGAAAGUGUGUUGUCUCCUCCUUUAAGGACUUUAUUUCCUGUAGACCAACUGAGUUUACAGAGGAGAAUGUACAUGUAUGUGAGAGCCGCUACAUUGAAAGCGAGAAGCAGAUGAAAAAAUUUAAAGGCCUCAAACGAUUUUCUCUUUCAGCCAAAGUGGUGGAUGAUGAAAUCUACUACUUCAGAAAGCCGUUUGUGCCUUCCAAGGAACCAUCCCCCCUGCUCGAUAAAAAGAUUGAAGAGCUAGAGGCCAAAUUUGCAGAUAUUGAUGACCUGGAUGAAGAUUUAGAUGAGAUGGAAGAUGAGGAUGAUGAAGCACCAGCAACACCAUCCUUGCCCCAGCUUCAGUCUUCAAUGACUAGCGAUAUGGACCUUCCUAACAUACCUCUACAGUCCACACCAAAGGCGAUUAAAGGUAUAUCCAAGAAAGAAGGAGCCAAGCGCAAGAUCAACAUGAGUGGCUACAUUCUGUUUAGCAGUGAGAUGCGAGCUGUCAUAAAGGCUCGACACCCAGAUUACUCCUUUGGAGAACUGAGUCGUCUUGUGGGUACAGAGUGGAGGAACCUGGAAUCUACUAGGAAGUCAGAGUAUGAAGAGCGGGCAGCAAAACUGGUAGAACAGCAGGAACGAGAAAGGGCCCUCCAGCAGCAGCAGCAGCAGCAACAGGCGGCAGCUUCCCCAAGAGCAGGUACCCCAGCCGGGUCUCUGAUGGGGGUGGUGCCUCCCCCAAGCUCUAUGGGGAUGCUAAACCAAGCCAUGCCACCUAUGUCAGGCAUGAUGGGAAAUUAUUGCCCACCCUUCAUGCCUAUGCAGGGACCUCCUGAUGGCAUGAUGGGUAUGGGUGGCACACCUCCUCACCCCAUGGGGGUGCCCGCGUUGCCACCUCAACACUACUUUACAUCAGGCAUGGCUGGGUACCCCGGUAUGCCCCCUUCUGGUGGAAUGGGACCUGGUAUUAAUGGUAUGGCUGGAAGUCCUGGUCCAGGAAACCCUUAUGGUGUUCAGAUGGGUGCAUAUGGCCCAGGGCAGGUGGCUCCGCCUCCAUACCCAGGUCAGAGUCAGCUGGGUCAGUCUGCUCACCAACCACAGGGCACACCUAUGUUCAUAGCACCACCUCCCAGGCCACAGCGCCUCCUGCAUUCAGAAGCCUACCUGAAAUACAUAGAAGGGCUCAGUGCAGAUUGUCCCACUAUCAGCAAAUGGGACCAGAGCCUUAAGGCUCAAAGAAAAGACUCUCGCCUCAGUAGAGAGCAGGAGAGCCGUCUUCCUUCUCACUGGCUGAAGAGCAAAGGUGCUCAUACCACAAUGGUGGAUGCGUUGUGGCGACUGCGAGAUUUAAUGAUGAGAGACACGCUCAGCAUCCGACAAGCUUACAACCUUUAACCUUUACGCUUUAAACCCUGACACUCAGGACACUUAUUUAUGCAAGACCAUACUUCAGCCAAAUCUAGCAUCAUUGUAAAUCAGCUGAUUUGUUCAGUAUGUUCCUCAGCAAUAAUAAUGUCAGAUUUUUGUAUAAAAAAUGAAGAAGAAGAUUUUAGUCAUUUACAUGGUUUCAAAUUGAUGCACUGGAAUUAUCACAAAUGCAUUAGCUAACUUAUAACUACUGAUGAUGGACGUCAUGGAUCGACAUACGGAUCAUGUUCCUGAUGACAGUUUGAAGUUUUAGGACUGUUUAGAUGAAAUAUGGUUAUGCAGGACAGCUUAAUUAACCACAUGUGAUUUUUAUCUGUUACAAUUUUCCCAGUUUAAUGGAUGUAUAGAGGAAUUACCUCAAACACUGAUAUAAUGGAGAAAUGAGUCUGGCUAACCACUUUUAGGUCUUAUUUAUGGUACAAUAUUACAUCAGGUGGACAAGCUGUAACACGCAGUUGUAUGUUACCAAUAUUUUUAAUGUGUCAGAAUAAGCUUGGUUUAUCUUUAUUUUAUGGACAAUUUAAUAUUUUUGCAUUUUGUUUGGUAAAAUUAAAAAAAAAAAAGUGUUGCUUUGUAU